GCUCGUCUGGAACAUUGUCUGGCUCCCGUGGCUGAGGAUCUACACACGCCGCAUUUUUGGCCUUUCUUCCGCAAUUCAACAUCAUGCAAUCCUUCAUCUUUCUCUUGCUUACACUAACAUCAGCGCAAGUGAUGGCGAAGCGGCAACGUCCUCAAGCCAUCGUAUACCGCGGGCCAGCCGCUUCCGAAGGCCUGCCCGAGUCCGUGGCGUACCUUCUACAAAGUUCUCCACGAAACUUUGAGGUCAGAUAUGCAGGUCCCAAUGAAGACCUCUCCAUUUCUGCCGAGACUCUGCGUGAUAUAUCGCUGUACGCACAACCAGGUGGCCCAGAUGUCGACGAAGCCUGGGAUGAGCUCGAACCCUUUGCCACUCCAAUCCGCGACUUCGUAGCAGGCGGUGGCCGGUACCUUGGUUUCUGUCUGGGCGCAUAUCUCGCUGGGCAUUCUCCUGGACUCAACCUAGUACCGAAGAAUACAGACGUCGGUUCCGAGAUUGAGCAAAAUGAUGCCCAGAUCACAGAUGAUAAAGAUUCGAUCAUUCAGAUCGACUGGACCUACUCAUCGGGAGAAAAGGCUGGUCAGACGGUAAACAACACAUGGAUCUACUUCCAAGAAGGUGCCGUCAUGGAGAACUUCAAGCCUGACAACACGACAUUCAUCCUCGGACGGUACUCGAAGAAUGGCGAUGUGGCUGCGUCGGUAAGCCAGUACGGAAAGGGUUGGGUUGGGCUGAUCGGGCCUCAUCCGGAGGCGGAUCAGACUUGGUUCGACGAAUAUGACCUCGACCAUCCAGAUGGCCUGAGAUACGACAUCGGCUACGACUUGAUCGAGGCCACCAUGAAUGGAGGACCGCAGAAAAGCAACACGUCGCAGACACAAGGAGCAUCCCCAACGCAAGAUCAACCGCCAGCCCAAUACACUUCGGGAGCUUCUCGGAGCACCGUCACUCUUGGGUCAGCAGCGAUACUUCCUGCGCUCAUGCUCUCAGCGUUAGUCUAGACUAAUGACCCAAAAGAGGAGAUACGAAGGCCGAGUGAAUGGUACCAUCCGUAGAUCAAUACGAUGUGUUAUCAG
Messenger RNA from Zymoseptoria tritici IPO323, 1073 nucleotides. It is a transcript of the gene BPL, whose product is annotated as biotin protein ligase. The coding region runs from base 84 to 998 and encodes 304 amino acids. The transcript has 6 exons. The record is from RefSeq and is a predicted model, not a curated record. Lineage: Eukaryota; Fungi; Ascomycota; Dothideomycetes; Mycosphaerellales; Mycosphaerellaceae.